AUGACGGCAUGUCUCGCACGAUCUACUCUUGAAUCACAUGCUUAUAUCAAAGAGAUGUGUGUUGAAAUCUCGUUGCUCGGUUGUGCUGCGGAUGGUCGUGAUCAUAGAAUUUGCUGUAUGCGAGCUAGAAUCCCGACUGAGUGCUUGGGAUUGUGUAAUGGUGGUAAAGUGCGAAACGAGGCAUUGUGCUCAAGGUAUGCUGCAAAGGCAGUCGCCUGUAUGAUUCGUGGACACGAGAGCGCCCCGUCUCCACCAGGAUCAGUUCACUACGAAAAUCUCACUCCGAGCACCGUCAAGCUUCAAUGGAGCGAGAGCAAUCCAGAUUCUUAUAAGAUCUACGCUGUAUACUAUCGUCCUGAGGAUAGCGACGAUGACUAUAAGAUAAUGAAGACUAGUGAAAAUGAGAUCAUCAUCAACGAUCUCGACCCGAACACCAAUUACGACCUCGCGCUUGUUUCAGCUAAUGCACUUGGACAUUCGCCGUUUGUCGAGGCGAAGAUUCUCAGCAGAACACAUGAUUCAUCUGGAAGUUCAUUCGGAGCCUUCUUGGCCGCAGUGUUUGUGUUGUUGAUAGCAGCUGGCAUCAUCUUUGGAGUGAUGUACGUCUCGAGAACGAACACAAUACCGGUGAUUAUGCGCAAAUGGCAGCGUAGUGAGCCACUCUCGGAUCGCGAUCCAACAGUAGCGUUCGAAAAUCCUGGCUACGGUAAUGAGGUUCAAAUCCGUGGUUUAGGCCGAGGUGAGAACAAUCCUGCAUUUGCACCGGCUGAUUGGCAGGCUGCUGAACUGGAAGCUGUGGAACAGCCGACAGGCGAAGCCAACAAUGGAAUGCGAUAUGCAAAACUGAAUUCAUCUUGA
This is a messenger RNA of Anisakis simplex (herring worm), 858 nucleotides long. The record is from the annotation of a GenBank genome assembly. Lineage: Eukaryota; Metazoa; Nematoda; Chromadorea; Rhabditida; Anisakidae.